Messenger RNA from Didymosphaeria variabile, 3129 nucleotides. RefSeq lists its product as uncharacterized. NCBI's taxonomy places the organism in Eukaryota, Fungi, Ascomycota, Dothideomycetes, Pleosporales, Didymosphaeriaceae. The transcript has a single exon. The record is from RefSeq and is a predicted model, not a curated record. Bases 1 to 3129 code for a protein of 1042 amino acids.
AUGGCCGACGGUACUUCGCCGCAAAACGACACACCCAACACAAAAGCGCCCGCCGACCACCGCAGCACCGUCGAGCGAUUUCUCGCCAACCUCUUCGCCGACCGCUUCCUCUCCGACAGCCCCACCACUCCAAGUGACUCUGCGCCUUCACCAUCCGCCAGACCCCAGGUUGCCUUUCUAUCCGCCGAGGCUGACCUCUCCCCAAACGACGACCCCAGCGAUAUUCGUACACGCUCUGCUCCCGGUAUAGGAACCCCGCAAGGCCAUAUGGGCAGCCGCCCGACCGAAGUCGUCUUUUGCGUCGAAGACACGGUGGGCUUGAAAGGCGAUAAGCUCAGUGUCGGUGUUGUUGACCGCUGCUUCGGCGAUGUCGACAGCCAUUCUCCGCGCCCGCAGCGUGAUUAUGGCGAGGAUAUAGAGCGCCACGAGGAUGUCUCGGCCGACGACUUCGACAAGUUCAUGUGGAGCGGCAUUCCUCCGAAAGGCACCGUCCUCGUCUCCUGGCAGACCAAAUACAAGACAGAAUUGAUACCCGAGGCGAAGCUUGAGCUACUCGACAGGGCCUUGUAUGUCGGCGAUGUCGUCAAGCGCACCUUCAAAGAUCCCAUGAGCGGCACGGUCAUCGGGACCAAGGCUGUGUGCACCCUCUUUCCAGCAACCAUGUUCAGCCCCACCACCCUCAUGCUGAAUAUCAGCGAGGACCACUCGAUACGUGUUGUGCCGGCAGAAGAGCUCAUCAACGUGCACGAAUACGUCGAAGGAGCGCUAGUCGUCUACGGUGACUGGGUGGGUCGUGUAGACCAGGUCUUCGAUGAGGUGGCCAUCAAGCUGUCGAACAAUUCAGUGGUCGUGGUGGAAGAUCCGGACGACUUGGAGUACGAGGACUUCAUGCUCGAACGGUUGAGUGUUGGGGACACUGUCAAGACAAAGAAGGGCAACUUGCGGAGAGGUCGCUGGAGAUACGGCGCCUUUGACCCCAAUGUGCGCCCCGAAGGAAUCGUCGUUGAGACACGAACGAUCUGGAUUGACGUGCGAUGGCUCACAAGAAGGAUCGGCCCCGGCUCCCAGGAAGAACAUGAGGAACCCCCUCCACGCCUCUAUACUGAUGAGAUGGAAGACCCCAGCUUCCGCAUCUACGACGCAGCACGUUCUGCCGACGUUUCGCUCCCUUUUGCAGCCAACGGCAGCGACCGAUCCUAUCAGGUCGCAGAGGUAGCUGUCGGAGAUCGCGUACGCUUCAAGGACAUCGCAGGUGCGGCAGUCAAAUACGAUGGCUCAGUAACCUUACCAAACGGCUAUCCUCAGGGAAGGGUAACACGCCAGAUGCGCACUGAGACGUUGGGCUACGAUAUGAACGUGUUCCAUGUAAUGCAGACGCAUACCAAGGUUACCGUGCAAUGGCAGGAUCUCUCCAUUACCGAAGAUUUGAGCCCCUCAUUGAUACCUGAUCCUAACGUGGAAGAUGACGAUGAGGUUUGGCCAGGAGAAGUAAUAUGCACGAAGGAGCAGGCCGAAGGUCCCGGUCCCGAUGUACCCUGGACAUUUAGGCCUGCGAAGGUUGGCAUCGUACAAGCUGUCAAGUCACACGACCGGAUAGCAACUGUUCGAUGGUUCGAGAACCCUACCAUCCAAUUUCUAGACGAUGACAUAAUACCUCCAUCCGAGACCGGGAAGCUUUCAGAAGCCACAGAAGAUGUUAGUCUUUAUGACAUACGGUCAACGCCAAGCUUGACGCGCCGACGUGGUGACUUUGUGCUUGUGCAUCCCGACUCUGUCGACCCUGAAGUGCUCAACAAUCUAAAAGGACCUUCAUGGUUCGGAGAAGUAAUAGACCUGGGAUUAGAUGGCAAGAUCACGGUCAGAUUGGGUGCUGCAGAGCCGAUUGUGGAUGUUCGCGUACCGGCUGAACGAGUCACACUGGCAUACAGCAGUGACAUGGAUAAUCUUGGUAUGGAGGGCUCAGAAGACGAUGACGAAGAGGACUCGGAUGAGGAAGAGAGCGUCUCUGACUUCGAUUCUGCAUCUUUCAAUGAGAUGUGGAUCGAAUAUGAGGGCAUGGAUGGGGAGCCCAUGGAGGGUAAUGAAGAGGAUUGGUCUACAGAAGAUGAGGAUUCCGAUGGUGACACUUCAAUGCCCGAUGUUCUUCGUUUAGACGACGUCCCAACCUCGAACACCACCCCAGAAACACAUUCCGACGCUGAUCAGAAAUCACCUCCGAUCCCAGAACAACAGAAGAAUGUGCCUCCGCCAGUAGUCGAAGCCAUGAAUGCAGCAACGCAUCCCCCUACUGAAGAUUCGUCCUUCACCGGGCUCGAGUCUUUCUUAAUUCUAGAUACCCCACCACCAUCCGGCCAUAACUAUAUCAACAAAAGUCCAACGUCCUCUUCAGCAUCUAUGCGCCGCAUUGCCAAGGAACACAAAAUUCUCCGCAACUCGCUGCCACCGGGAAUCUUCGUCCGCACCUGGGAAUCUCGUAUGGACCUGCUCCGCGUGUUAAUGAUCGGCCCGGAAGACACUCCAUAUGAGUACGCUCCUUUCAUCAUCGACUUCCACCUCUCGUCCGACUACCCGCAAUACGCCCCUGAAGCCUUCUUCCACAGUUGGACCAACGGCAAUGGCCCCGUGAACCCUAAUCUAUACGAAGACGGCAAGAUCUGUCUGAGUUUGUUGGGCACGUGGCACGCAGAUGAGCGCAACGAGAGUUGGACACCAGGAAAGAGCACAUUGCUCCAGGUGCUGGUGAGUAUUAUGGGUUUGGUGCUGGUCAAGGAUCCGUACUACAAUGAGGCGGGAUACGAUGUCCAUCGCCAGGCGCAGGAAACGAGGCCGAGCAGUGCGCUGUAUACCGAGCGCUCCUAUUUUCGGACACGAGCAUUCAUCGUGCAUGCACUCACCAAGGACGUCGCGCCUUUCGCCGAGGAACUGAGAUACUUGUAUCGGAAUGAGAGCGAAGGUGCACCGAGGCUUCUCGACAAAGCCAUCGAAGCGUCGAAAGCGGUGUUAGCGCGCAGUGCACAGGAUGACAACGAGGAGCGCGACGGUUUGAGGCGAAUCAGCCUUGGUGCUACAGUCAUGCUUAAGAGGCAGGUGGAGAAGCUGGAAGAACUGAGGUCGAAGGGCGAGGCGUAG